Molecule: messenger RNA, 1101 nt
Organism: Penicillium diatomitis
Lineage: Eukaryota; Fungi; Ascomycota; Eurotiomycetes; Eurotiales; Aspergillaceae
Product: GTP-binding protein
Exons: 1
Coding region: 1-1101 (366 amino acids)
Cellular component (GO): cytoplasm
Source: RefSeq, a predicted model, not a curated record
AUGGCGCCCAUCCCCAUCACCAUCGUCACAGGUUUCCUCGGAUCCGGCAAAACCACCCUCCUCCUCAAACUGAUCCCCCAACUCCCCUCCACCUACAAACUCGCCCUCCUCAAAAACGAAUUCGGUGACGUCGCCGUCGACUCCCAACUGGCCGCGACCUCCUCCAUCUCCGGGGUCCGCGAACUGCUCAACGGCUGCAUCUGCUGCAAUCUCGUCGGCCAGCUCAGCGAUGCGCUCGAGCAGCUGCGCGCCACCGUCGCGCCCGAUCGCAUCGUGAUCGAGACCUCGGGCAGCGCGUUCCCCGCCACCCUGGCCAUGGAGGUGAAUCGGUUGGCGCGCGAAGGCGCCGACUUCGUCCUGGAUGGGGUGAUCAGCGUGAUUGAUGUGGAGAAUUGGGAAGGAUACGAGGAUACGAGUUAUACAGCGAAGUUGCAGGCGCAGUAUACGGAUCUGAUUGUCUUCAAUAAGUGGGAGGUGGCCGGGGAGAGGAAGUUCGAUGUGUGUUUGGAUCGGGUCGGGGAUCUGGGGAUCGAGACGCCCUGGGUCAAGUCGGAUCGCGGGUUGGUGGACAAGGAUGUGUUGUUGGGGAUCGAUGGGGCAUUGUUUGCGAAGGAGGGGGCGGUCCGGGAUGGCGGUGCACAUGAUGACCACCACCGGGACCAUGAUCACAACAAGGAGCACCAGUCCGAGGUCGAAGUGCUCUCGGUGCAAUUGAAGAACGCUGCAGGCACGGUGGUCGAUGUCGAGGCCCUCGAACGACUCUUGCAAUCUGCGCCCAGAGAGGAAGUCUAUCGGAUCAAGGGGACCCUGCGCUGUUCUGCGGCCGUGCCACCCAUGGAAUCAUCCGAUGAGCCCAACUCCAGAAAGCCCGCGGAGUCCUCCGAAUCCAGGUACUAUAUUCUCAAUUGGGCCUUUGGCCGAUGGACGUGCACACCCUCGGCGGUCGUGGCGGAGUCGGCGGACGAGUCGGUGGCUGCUCGGUUGACGUUCAUCCUGGCUCGUUACGAAUCGGCCAAGUGGAAGAAGAAGUUGGAGGCCGGGGAUCUGGUGCAAGUGGGUGGCCGUGGAGACCCCGAGUUGGUUGUGGAGAGAUUGGUCUAG